Molecule: messenger RNA, 1467 nt
Organism: Pipistrellus nathusii (Nathusius's pipistrelle)
Lineage: Eukaryota; Metazoa; Chordata; Mammalia; Chiroptera; Vespertilionidae
Source: the annotation of a GenBank genome assembly
AUGGAGUAUCUUGGAACCACCCAGAAUGCCAGUUACUGUGGCCCCAGGAAAACCUGCAGCUUCAAUGAGCCUCUGGGUGUGCAGCUCCCGGUGAUGCAGGAAUGUUGCCAGCCCUACUACCUGCCGGGGUACCGCUACCUCAACACAUGGAGACCCAGCCUCUUCCACAAGAUCUCCACCGCCCAGAUCUGCCCGGAGGAGGGGGCCACAUGCCAGGGCAUCCAGAAGCCGCCCACCAUCCUGCCCUCCCUCCGCGCAGGGCUCUUCUGUCGCUAUAGCCCCCAUGACUGGGACAGGUCCCAGGAGAUGCAGAUGCGCGGGGCAGAGGCCUCUCGGCUGUGGGCAGGCCGGCUGAUCGGCGACUCCAGGCGGCUCGUGCAUGACAAGGACCAGCUGACGAGGCAGAUGCAGGAGGGGACCUGCCGGAACCUGGGCCAGAGGCUGUCGGACAUUGGUUUCUGGAAGUCUGAGCUGACCUACGAGCUGGAGAGGCUUCUGAACGAGAACCGAGGCCUGGACGCCUUCAAGAAGCGGCUGGAGUGUGCAGCGGACGAGGUGAACUGCCCGUUGCAGGUGGCACUGGAGUGUCUGUACCAUCGAGAGAAAAGGAUCGGGAUCGAUUUGGUCCACGACAAUGUGGAGAAAAACCUUAUCCGGGAGGUGGAUUUGCUGAAAUGCUGCCAAGAACAGAUGAGAAAACUUGCUCAAAGAAUUGAAAUCCAGCUGCGGGAUAACCGAGAUGCUCAGCAUGCUCUGGAGAGGGACCUUGAGGACAAAAACUCAGCCCAGUUUAUUGAUGAAAAGUGUUUUAACCUGAGGAACACAUCUGACUGCAUCAGCUUCUUCCAUGGUAUGGAGAAGAUCGAUGGCACGAUUUCCGUGCCUGAGACCUGGGCCAAGUUCAGUAAUGACAACAUCAAGCACUCGCAGAACAUGCGGGCCAACUCCAUCCGGCUGCAAGAGGAGGCCAAGAACCUCUUUGAGAACCUGUCGGAUCAGAUGUGGAAACAGUUCACCAACACCAACCUGGCUUUCAGUGCCCGCAUCUCCGAGGUGACCGACGUGAAGAAUAAGCUGCAGAUGCAGCUCGCUAAGACGCUGCAUGAGAUCUUUCAGGCAGAGAACACCAUCGUGCUGCUGGAGAGGUCCAUCAUGGCCAAGGAGUGCCCACUGAAGGUGGCACAGACGCGGCUGGAGUGCAGGUCCCGGCGCCCCAACGUGGAGAUGUGCAGGGACAUCCCACAGUUCAAGCUUGUGAACGAGGUGUUCACCAUCGAUGACACGCUGCAGACCCUCAGGAUGAGGCUGCGGGAGACGCAGGACACGCUGCAGCUGCUGGUCAUGACCAAGUGCCGGCUGGAGCAUGAGCUGGCCAUCAAGGCCAACACCCUCUGCAUCGACAAGGACAAGUGCAUGUGCAUGCGCAGGACCUUCCCCAGCACCCCGCGCCUCGUGGGCUACUCGUGA